AUGCCGACCAUGGGCUUAAUUCGCUUCCUCUCGGCGGCCACGGACCUUGAGCUGACGGACAAGGGCGGUGCUGACGUGCGAGAGCUGGUCAGCAGGAUUCUCGCUGAGACCAUUCCGCAGAGGCCCCUACCACUGGAGGAGACGGCAACCAUCCUGCAGAGCUUGCUGAAUUCUGGCACAGUUCUGCCUGACAAGCAGCUGCGGCACCUCCUCUCCUGGGUGGCCCCAAACAGGCCGAGCCACUUCAGCCACUUACAGCUGACGUCCCUGCGCCAGUUCGUGCUCUUCGUACUUGCGCAGGCUGAGGAGACACAGCGGGCUAGUCUGCUGCGAAUGCCGGUCGAGAUGCAGACCUUUGUCUCCGCAGUUCUCUGCAAUCGCAUGCCCAACGUUCGGCCGGGGAUUCCAGAGGCGACGCGGCAGUUUCGAUCGCAGGUGACGGAGAUGGUGGUCGACGAUCCUGACGUCGUCCUGGGCGUUCAGCUGGGACCCGGCGGGUACCUGGAUCUCAAGGUUGGUAACACCGCCUGGCUGCUGGAUGGUCCAGAGGCUUUCUUGAGGCCCUUUACCCAGCCUUUGGACUACAUCGCCCAGGAAAAACGCCGGCUGUGGCUCCUCGAGCGGUUGCUUUGCGACGAAGGAACGCGCCGUUCCGUGGCAGACUUUUUCCCUGGAGCGCUGCAGUGGCCGUUGCUAGGCAGCGUCAACCGCUUAUCUUGGCAGCAGUGGGAGCAGACCACUCCUGCGGCACGUCCUCAGCUCCUCGGCCACGUCCUCCGAUCUCCUCCAGGUGGCCCCAUUGCUUCACCCAGCCUCUUGCCCAUUGCCUCUGGCGGCCAGGUGGGGCGGCAGCCGACGGUAGCUGAGUGA
Messenger RNA from Symbiodinium natans, 870 nucleotides. NCBI's taxonomy places the organism in Eukaryota, Dinophyceae, Suessiales, Symbiodiniaceae. The record is from the annotation of a GenBank genome assembly.